This is a messenger RNA of Wyeomyia smithii (pitcher-plant mosquito), 1102 nucleotides long. RefSeq names its product guanine nucleotide-binding protein subunit beta-like protein (gene Rack1). The record is from RefSeq and is a predicted model, not a curated record. Lineage: Eukaryota; Metazoa; Arthropoda; Insecta; Diptera; Culicidae. Bases 114 to 1049 code for a protein of 311 amino acids. Gene Ontology annotation, cellular component: cytosol; nucleus. Gene Ontology annotation, molecular function: translation regulator activity; ribosome binding; protein kinase C binding. Gene Ontology annotation, biological process: positive regulation of protein phosphorylation; rescue of stalled cytosolic ribosome. The transcript is spliced from 3 exons.
GGUUCUAAACGUCACCGUCACAUUUCAUCCUUCUUUCUUUUGCCGAACGUGGAACGGUGAGGUACGCUUACGCAGUAAAGUUUACUGAAGUUUUUAAUCCGCGAAAAGUAAUAAUGACUGAAACACUGCAGUUGCGCGGUCAACUCGUUGGCCAUUCAGGAUGGGUCACACAAAUUGCUACAAAUCCGAAGUAUCCGGAUAUGAUUUUAUCUUCAUCUCGUGACAAAACUUUAAUCGUCUGGAAACUCACUCGUGAUGACGCUAGCUAUGGCAUUCCCCAGAAACGUUUAUACGGCCAUUCACACUUCAUCAGCGAUGUCGUUUUGUCUUCGGAUGGUAACUACGCACUGUCAGGUUCUUGGGAUAAAACUUUGCGUCUGUGGGAUCUGGCUGCCGGAAAAUCAACCCGUCGGUUCGAAGACCAUACGAAGGAUGUUCUUUCUGUUGCUUUUUCAGUCGAUAAUCGUCAAAUCGUAUCUGGAUCUCGCGACAAGACCAUCAAGUUAUGGAACACACUAGCCGAAUGCAAGUACACCAUCCAGGAAGAUGGCCACUCUGAUUGGGUGUCUUGCGUGCGUUUUUCGCCAAAUCAUUCUAAUCCAAUAAUCGUUUCGGCGGGUUGGGAUCGUGUUGUUAAAGUAUGGAAUUUGGCUAACUGCAAGUUGAAGAUCGAUCACUUGGGACACAAUGGUUAUCUAAACUCAGUGUCUGUGUCUCCGGACGGUUCACUUUGUACUUCCGGUGGUAAGGAUUGCAAGGCCUUCCUUUGGGAUCUGAAUGACGGCAAGCAUCUGCACACGCUGGAGCACAACGAAGUCAUAAAUGCUCUAUGCUUCUCGCCGAACCGUUACUGGCUUUGUGUUGCGUAUGGUCCCUCUAUCAAAAUUUGGGAUUUGGCUUGCAAAACCAUGGUCGAAGAAUUGAAGCCAUCAAAGGCCGAUCCCCCGCAAUGUCUAUCAUUGGCCUGGUCCACAGACGGACAAACAUUAUACGCUGGCUAUUCUGACAACAUCAUCCGGGUCUGGCAAGUGUCGGUUUCAGCCCGUUAAAUGCAUAAUAUCGUAUGCUGAACAAUACAUAAAGAUUCGUAUAUCGAAUAUUA